Trichosurus vulpecula (common brushtail) is the source of this 3057-nucleotide messenger RNA. It is a transcript of the gene GORAB, whose product is annotated as golgin, RAB6 interacting. The transcript has 5 exons. The record is from RefSeq and is a predicted model, not a curated record. The coding region runs from base 59 to 1174 and encodes 371 amino acids. Gene Ontology annotation, biological process: non-motile cilium assembly. NCBI's taxonomy places the organism in Eukaryota, Metazoa, Chordata, Mammalia, Diprotodontia, Phalangeridae.
AGCCGGGGAGCCUCGAAGGCUCCGGGAGCCCUGGGAGGCCCCGGAGAGGCGCGGGCGGAUGGCGCAAGGAUGGGCCGGCUUCUCCGAGGAGGAGCUGCGCAGGUUGCGGCAGAACAAAGAUCCGUUUGAGCCUGUUGAUCGACAAAGGCGUCACCCUGUGAACAAAAGUCGACAGCAGCUGCAACGUGAAAAGGCCCUUCAGCAACAAAGCCAAAAGCUUGGACUUCAGGAUGGUACAGCAGCAGUGCCUCCAGAGCAGUUGCUUUCUGCGCCAAAACGGAGAGCUGACUCUCAGCAGCAUCACACAUCUCCUACUCUUCUUAUAUCCCCUGGCGAUAACGAAAGGCAUCAAAACAUGGGAAAUCAGCAGAAAAAAGCAGGACUUGAGAAUUCCUGUAAUAAUGAUGUUAAAAAAGAUGAGAUGGUUACUGCAAAACCAAACUGUAAAUUGGAAAAAAAGAAAGUGGAAUUGCAGGAAAAAUCUCAUUGGGAAGUCCUCCAGGAAGAGCAACGACUAAUGGAAGAGAAAAAUAAACGGAAAAAAGCAUUGUUGGCCAAAGCUAUUGCGGAAAGAUCUAAAAGGACUCAGGCAGAAACCAUGAAACUACAGCGGAUCCAGAAGGAGUUACAGGCUUUAGAUGACAUGGUAUCAGCUGACAUUGGAAUCUUACGGAAUCGAAUUGAUCAGGCAAGCUUGGACUAUUCCUAUGCUCGGAAACGGUUCGACAAGGCGGAAGCUGAGUAUGUGGCUGCAAAGCUGGACCUGCAGCGGAAGACGGAGAUCAAAGAGCACCUCACGGAGCACCUCUGCACCAUCAUCCAGCAGAACGAGCUCCGCAAGGCCCGAAAGUUGGAGGCGCUCAUGCAGCAGCUGGAAGUGGAGGCUGACGAGGAGAGUCUGGAGCUGGAGAUCGAGGUGGAGAAGCUGCUGCAGCAGCAAGAAGAAGAGGGAAGAAGGCAGACAGCCCUUUCGGAGGAGGCCCCGAAGCCAUCUGGGAGUGGUGUCACUCUAGAUACAGCAGCCGAGGGAAGCAAGGGGCCAGACGCAGCUGUUGUGCCGCAGGUAGAGGGCCAGGAUACCAAGGCAGAGACCAGGGCCUGUCCAGAUCCAGGCAGGCCUGAGCAGGAUGGGGAAACUGCUGCAGACACACUGCCCGCCCAUCAGGCCACGUGAAGGGCCAGCAUUUGUGCUGCCCAGUGUGGAGUCUGUGGUAGGCUACCAGGCUUUCUGCCAUCGGGCUGUGCCCCAACUCAGUGAAAUUUGUAGUAAAACCCCAUUGAAAGCCAUCUUUAAAUUAAAUUUGAAUCCCCAUUUGUGAAGUGCCAAGUAAUUGCAUUUUUAUUGUUAAGCAUGAAUGUACUUAGUCAUGCCCUUUGUGUGGGGUGUAUGCUUGGCCAUGAGUUUAGUCAACUUCAGUCCACUUUAUGCGUCUGCUGCUCUUCUGCCCUCCACACCUGAGCACCAGAGGCCGUGCCGUGGAGCAGCUUAGCUGCUGGGCUCAGCUCUCCCAGGGACCAUGUUUUCCCCAUCUUCAUCCGGGCCAUUUUCUGCAGGUGCUCACCCUCCCCCACCCCACCUCUGAUUUUCACCUCUUUGUCAGAGACCUGCAAUCGAAUCACUACCAUUAGUAUACCUGAGGUGUAUUAUUGAGCUGCUCUCUUGUUCCACUGACUCUAUUUGUGACUUCCCAAGCAGCUACUCCCCAAUAGAUGUUAUUUCUCACGUUAAAAUAUAAACUCUGUGCACCUUUCACCAGAGUGCUUGGCAAUAUUAGAAGUGAUUUUCAUUCAUUCACCAUUCACUUCCUUAACUAUCUCAUUUCAGGAGGCUGAUUUGAAGAAAGCAAGAAAACAAACCAGAUUGCUAGAAUUUUAACUUUCUUGUUUUUAAAAUCAUUUUUCUGAUGCCCAUUAAAAGCAAAAACAACAAAACUAGAAAUAACUUUCAGUGUAGUACCUUACCUGAACUAUAUUAAAUUUUGCUGGGAAAAUUCGGUAGUUUUUCUUCAUUGACGUAGGGUUUUUAUUUGUUUGGGAGGGAGUGAUAUGUUAGGAAAGCAUCUGUUUCUCUUUUUUAUUAUUGUGUAAGAUGGCCUGCUUCCCUCUUCUAAAUAGGCUCAUUGUUGAGCACUUCAUCUGGACUAUAGCAGAUUUGUUAAACACUCCUCAAGAGGUACAUAUUUGAGCUAUUAUACUGUUGACUUGCUUUCAUUUUAUAAAUCACAAUGGAUAGAUCACAUGAGUUUAGGGCAUUGGGCCGUUGCCCCAUCAAGCUAUUUGAAGACUCUUGGGACAAGUACUGUAUACAAAGUCGUGGGUUUCUGCCAUCAAUGUUAUCGUUGCUUCAGUGCUGCUGGCUGUCUAAAUUCAGAAGAAUACUUAGCUGUCUUAAUGUAAGAGUGAAAAUGUCAUAUAAUAAGAAAAUACAUAUAAGAAGAUGUAUCAGGGAAUAAUUCAGUAAAUUAUUACUGUUAAUGAUCAAAAAAGUUUUGUUAUUUUUUUCCCUCAAUUUGUUUUGUGUGUUGGGAGUAAAUGAACCUACAUAAUAAAACAAAUUUUAAAAUUCUAUAGCUAAUAUUGACUUGCCAUUAUUCUAAUAGCUUUUCCAUUUCUUACUGCCAUUUGCUUGGCCAAUAUGUUUUACUCUAUAAACUUUUGUGUAAAUUAAGUGCUAUAAUCUCAUCCGAAAACCUGUGGGGGGUUUUGUAUUAAGUUAUGAUAUGAUCUGUAUGACACAUACCCUAGGAAGUGUAAAGAUUUCUAAACUAGUCAUUUCAGAUAGGGAAAGGAAAUGUGCAAUACUAAUAACUUCUCAGAAAAACUUAGGACCAUCUUAUUUAAUGUAUGGACUUAGGGAUUGGACUGUAGCUUCGCUGUCAUUUCCUAUUCCUGUGUUUGUAGCUCUAUAUUUGUAUAUUAUCCAGUAUGAUUGAAAUAUUACUGACUGUUGCUGUUGUCAUCUUCAAAAUCACAAACAUAGGUAAAUAAUUGCAUUUAAAAUUUACGAAUUGUAUACAUAAAAUUGAAACUUUGAUGUCCAAGUUCAUCUUAUUUUUC